This is a messenger RNA of Achroia grisella, 5135 nucleotides long. It is a transcript of the gene GluProRS, whose product is annotated as bifunctional glutamate/proline--tRNA ligase. Gene Ontology annotation, biological process: translation; glutamyl-tRNA aminoacylation; prolyl-tRNA aminoacylation. NCBI's taxonomy places the organism in Eukaryota, Metazoa, Arthropoda, Insecta, Lepidoptera, Pyralidae. The transcript has 30 exons. Bases 207 to 5114 code for a protein of 1635 amino acids. The record is from RefSeq and is a predicted model, not a curated record. Gene Ontology annotation, cellular component: aminoacyl-tRNA synthetase multienzyme complex; cytoplasm. Gene Ontology annotation, molecular function: glutamate-tRNA ligase activity; proline-tRNA ligase activity; ATP binding.
GUUCACCUAGUAGUGACACUUCAUAGAAGCUUUGUAGUCUACAACUUUCUGUAACUUGUUCAGAUGCUAACCGGUUACACAAAAUAAUGGAAUAAGACUAAUUCAAUUCGGGUUCAAUAAGUUCUUUUUAUACGUGUAAUAUCAAUUAAUAAAUUAAAAUAAAAUAAUUCAAGGACGUAUCCAUAAGUUCCUUCAGUGGUGUAACAAUGAAAAUCAUUUGCAAUAAAGCCAACCCACCUUUAGGUGGUUUGCUAGCUGUUAAUUACUAUCGAUCUCUUGGAAAUACCAUCGAAAUAUCCUGGGGCAAUGACUCGACUGUUACUCUGCCAAAAUCAUCUAAACCUGUGCCAUAUGGAACAAGCAAUGACUUGAUAAGAAUACUAGAGAAUGCCUUCAAUAAAUCUGCUGGUCUACUCCAGAAAGUGACAAUGAAUCAUUGGCUGUCAUUCAGUCUGAUUCUAGAUGAUGAGAUCUCUAAAUCUGUGGACUAUUUAGACAAAACUCUGGGCCCAUUGACCUAUUUAGUAGGGGAAUCAUUAUCUGUGUCUGAUUUGGCAGUAUUUAGCAUAUUAUAUGUAUCUGCUAAAUUUAAAGAACUUAGAAAUACAAACCCCCCUAAUAAUAUAAUUCGUUGGAUGAAAUUAAUCCAGGCGCAACCACCAAUUGCUGAAGCAUUAAAGGAGAUACCAUCUGAAGUUAUUGAGAAUUUAUCUAAAGCUUCAACAAGGAGAUCACCAUCAGCUAAUCCAGAAACUGGUGCUCGACAGGAGGGCAAGUUUGUUGAGCUGCCACAUGCUGAGAUGGGGAAGGUUGUUGUACGAUUCCCACCUGAAGCAUCUGGGUAUCUUCACAUUGGGCAUGCAAAGGCAGCUUUACUGAAUCAAUAUUACCAGCAAGCAUUCCAAGGAAAGCUUGUCAUGAGAUUUGAUGACACUAAUCCUGCUAAAGAGAAUGCUGAAUUUGAGAAGGUAAUUUUAGAAGAUGUGGAAAUGUUGGAGAUCAAGCCAGACUUGUUCACACAUACGUCACAAUACUUCGACCUUAUGCUGCAAUACUGCGAGAAGUUGAUCAAGGAAGGGAAAGCGUUCGUAGAUGACACGCCCGCUGAGCAGAUGAAGAAUGAGAGAGAACAGAAGAUAGACAGCAAAAAUAAGAGCAAUUCGGUAGCUAAAAACCUGCAAUUAUGGGAGGAAAUGAAGAAAGGCUCCGACAUAGGCAUACAGUGUUGUGUACGCGCUAAGAUCGACAUGCAGUCUGCAAAUGGCUGCCUGCGAGACCCCACCAUCUACAGAUGCAAGCCUGAGACGCACCCGCGAACCGGCACACAGUACAAAGUAUACCCGACGUACGACUUCGCAUGUCCGAUCGUAGACUCUGUGGAGGGCGUGACCCAUGUUCUUCGCACCAUGGAGUACCACGAUCGUGAUCCGCAGUUCUACUGGUUUAUCGACGCGCUCGGAUUACGGAAGCCUUACAUUUGGGAGUACAGCAGAUUGAGUAUGACAAAUACUGUAUUAUCCAAGAGAAAGUUGACUUGGUUCGUGGAGCAAGGUUUAGUCGAUGGGUGGGACGACCCGCGCAUGCCAACCGUGCGCGGUGUAUUGCGGCGCGGGAUGUCGGUGGAAGCGCUGCGGCAGUUCAUCCGCGCGCAGGGCUCCAGCCGCUCCGUCGUCUUCAUGGAGUGGGACAAGAUCUGGGCCACCAACAAGAAGGUCAUCGAUCCCAUCGCGCCUCGGUAUACUGCCUUAGAGUCGAAUCCAGUACCAGUGAAUCUAAAAGGCGUAUCAUCAGACACUAGUCUCACAGUGGCCCUCCAUCCUAAGAAUCCUGAAGUAGGCUCCAAAAAAAUAUGGGUCUCGAAACGGCUGCUUAUAGACCAAGCGGACGCUAAGACGCUAAAAGAAGGAGAAAACGCAACCUUUAUUAAUUACGGCAACAUAUUGAUUGAUAAAAUACACAAAACACCAGAUGGAACUGUAACUAGCAUUGAUGGAACCCCAAAUCUCGAUAAUAAGGAUUACAAGAAAACGCUGAAACUAACGUGGUUAGCGGAGACCUCAAAUUCACCUACUGUUGAGGUGUACUGCGUUUAUUUCGACCAUAUUAUAUCGAAGCCUUUACUGGGCAAGGAUGAGGAUUUCAAGCAGUUUAUUGGACAUCAGACUAGGUGGGAAAUACCAAUGUUGGGUGAGCCGGAACUCCUCAAGUUGAAGGUGGGCGACGUGAUACAACUGCAGCGGCGCGGCUUCUUCCGCGUGGACGUGAGCCCCUCCCCCCCGUCGCCACACACCGCCCGCGCGGCCCCGCUCGUGUUGUUCCACAUUCCUGAUGGACACACCAAGGACAUGCCCGGACAGCCUAAACAAGCACAAACUGCUCAAUCGAAACAAUCUACGUCGGCGGUUUCUGACGUCGCCCAACUCAACGAAGAUAUCACGAAGCAGGGAGACUUGGUUCGAUCCCUCAAGGCCGCCAAGGCUGAAAAGACCAAAGUUGACGAAGCUGUCAAGGCGUUGUUGAAUCUGAAAGCCAAGUACAAGGCAGCCACUGGCCAGGAAUGGAAACCGGGAGUUUCUCCAGCUCCCACCAGCACGCCGGCCGCCGAAAAUGCCGCGAGUUUAGAUCAAGCGAUCACGAAACAGGGUGAUCUCGUACGCUCACUUAAAAGUGCGAAGGCCGAAAAGGGCAAAAUCGAUGAAGCUGUAAAGGCUUUAUUGGAUCUUAAAUCGAAGUAUAAGGCGGCUACAGGACAGGAUUGGAAGCCGGGAGUGUCUCCAGCACCCACCAGUGCACCGGCAGCAACAGACGCCGCGAGUAUAGACCAAGCGAUCACGAAACAAGGCGACCUCGUGCGAUCACUCAAAAGUGCUAAGGCCGAAAAGGCCAAGAUCGACGAAGCCGUAAAGGCUUUAUUGGACCUAAAAUCGAAGUAUAAAGCCGCCACAGGACAGGACUGGAAGCCGGGAGUUUCUCCAGCACCCACCAGUGCACCGGCAGCAACAGACGACGCGAGUUUAGAUCAAGCGAUCACGAAACAAGGCGAUCUAGUGCGAUCACUCAAAAGUGCUAAGGCGGAAAAGGCCAAGAUCGACGAAGCCGUCAAGGCGUUAUUGGACCUAACAUAUAUAAGAAUAAGGAAGUAUAAGGCCGCCACUGGACAGGAAUGGAAGCCAAAUAAUGCAACACCUGCGCAGAAAACGAACGAUGGUGAAGUGGCCGGUGUGCUCUCACAAAUAUCAGCGCAAGGUGAUAAGGUGCGCAAGUUGAAGACUGAGAAGGCAGACAAGGCUGCGGUCGACGCUGAGGUGAAAACGCUACUGAGUCUGAAAGCACGCUACAAGACACUAACCGGUACAGACUGGACACCAAACGCUACUGCAUCAGAUAAUAAACAGGCGACCAUAGACGCGGAAGUUAAGAAACUUCUAGAUCUCAAAGCGAGCUACCAAGCAGUAACGGGUACUGCGUACGCACCACCCGCCCAAGCCCGCGAAACUAAACCGAAAGAGAAGCCUAAGACGCCUAAAGUAGAGAAACCAAAGGAAAAGUCACCUAAACCGGCUAAAGAAGAGUCGUCAUCUGGUGUGAAGAAGGUCACCAGGUUGGGUCUGGAAGCCAGUAAGGACACCAAUCUACCCGAAUGGUACUCCCAAGUCAUUACUAAAUCGGAGAUGAUCGACUACUAUGAUAUAUCCGGUUGCUAUAUCCUGCGCCCCUGGUCGUACAGCAUAUGGGAGGUGAUUCGGAACUUCCUCAGCGCUGAAUUCAAGAAACUCGGCGUCAAGGACGGAUACUUUCCCAUAUUCGUGUCCAAAGCGGCGUUGGAACGCGAGAAGACGCACAUAGCGGACUUCGCGCCGGAGGUGGCGUGGGUGACGCACUCGGGCUCCUCGGAGCUGGCCGAGCACAUCGCCGUGCGGCCCACCUCCGAGACAGUCAUGUACCCCGCGUACGCGCGCUGGAUACAGAGCCAUCGCGACCUGCCGCUCAAGCUCAACCAGUGGAACAACGUUGUUAGAUGGGAGUUUAAGCAGCCUCAACCGUUCCUCCGUACGCGAGAGUUCCUCUGGCAGGAGGGGCACACAGCAUUCCGUACCAAAGAGGAGGCAGCUGAGGAAGUCCUACUCAUACUUGAUCUCUACGCUCGGGUCUACGAGGAGCUACUCGCUAUCCCGGUAGUGAAAGGCCGUAAGACAGAAAAGGAGAAGUUUGCUGGUGGUGACUACACCACCACAGUGGAAGCAUAUAUACCGGCCAGCGGCAGAGCUAUACAGGGUGCGACUAGUCACCACUUGGGGCAAAACUUCUCGAAGAUGUUCGAGAUUGUAUACGACGACCCCGAGACGCAGGAGAAAGCGUACGUGUAUCAAAACUCUUGGGGUCUCACUACCAGAACAAUAGGUGUGCUGGUGUUGGUGCACGGCGACGACCGAGGUCUAGUACUACCUCCUCGCGUAGCAGAAAUACAAAUCAUAGUGGUACCAUGCGGUAUCACCGCGUCCAGUACCCAAGAAGAAAGAAAGAAGCUCAUAGACUCAUGCAAAGAGUUAGUAACCGAAUUUGUAUCUGCUGGCAUUCGAGCGGAGGGCGAUUAUAGAGACAACUAUUCGCCAGGUUGGAAGUUCAACCAUUGGGAGCUGAAGGGUGUGCCGGUACGCGUGGAGCUGGGUCCUAAGGAUCUGGCGCGCGGAGAACUGGUAGCGGUGCGGCGUCUUACAGGAGAGAAGAUCACCAUGAAGCGUGCUACCGCGGCGUCAGACCUCGUGGCGAUUUUGGAUAAAACCCACCAAGAAAUGUUCACCAGAGCAUUGAACGAUCGCAACGCACGACUGUCACUAGUGAAUAAAUGGGAGGAUUUUACCACAGCCCUGGACAGCAAACAUAUACUGUUGGCUCCGUUCUGUGGUAUUAUAUCCUGUGAGGACAAGAUCAAAGCAGACAGUGAGAGAAAAGAAGAGGAUGAAACCGAAGAAAUAAAAGGACCGGCUAUGGGUGCUAAAUCCCUGUGCAUACCAUUCCUGCAGCCUCGCAAUCUCACCGCCGCCGACCGCUGCAUACAUCCCAGCUGCGACAGAACACCACAGUUCUUCACACUGUUUGGACGUAGUUACUAAUAUUAUUUAUGAAAGAGAAUU